AUGAGGGAGACCCGCGACGGGUCGUUGCUGCUAGAGCUGGCGAAGGGGUCGAAAUCGGCCUCAGCAGCCAAAUCGAUUGCUGCUGCCAUCAGCGCUAAGCUCGGGGAUUCUGUUGGGAAAGUGUCCCAACUUGGCGUCCAGACUGAGGUAGAGAUCCUCGACUUGGACGCUGUUUCCACCGCAGGGGAAGUUUUGGAGGCACUGCGCUCUGCCAUCCCUGAUCAGGAUGACUCUGCAGCUCAGGCGGCGAGAGAGAGCAUUUGCGACGUCCGGAUCUGGCCGACACGCUCGGGCCAGCAGAUCGCUACAGCGAAAAUGUCGCGACACGCUGCAUCUCUUAUAACGAGAAUGGCGGUGGGAUGGACGAUGUGUCGGGUCCGCGCCAGGACGUUGCCUCCGGAGAGGUGCUACCGGUGCCAGGGCUUUGGUCACAACUCCAGAAGCUGCACGGAAACGGACAGGACCGGGGCGUGUUGGAAAUGUGGCCUCACCGACCACCUAAUGAAAGACUGCAAAGCGUCCGAAGACUGUUGUCUGCCCUGCGAGCUUGCGGGUCUCUCCAAGACCAGCCACAAGCCAGGUUCGGGUGCCUGCGCCGCCAGGAAGCGUGCUGCUGGAGCGAAAUCAAACACCAAUGAACAGCUCAUGUUCCAGACGGCCGUAGAAACGGAGGCCGAUAUCCUGGUAGUGAGCGAACCAUUUACCAAGUGCGGGCGCGAUGAUAAAUGGUGCUUCAGCACGGACCGUAAGGCCGCCGUGGCAUCUACACAAGGCUCUUCACUCUUCCGUAACAGUGUUCAGCUGUUACUGGAGGCCCGACAUCUCGACUACGCGAUCCGUGCGAACGACAGCGCUAAACUCGUUGUAGCGGGCGAUUUUAAUGCCUGGAACACUGAGUGGGGAUCCAGGACCAACAACCCCAGGGGACGCCUGCUGUCCGACCUCGCAGCCAGCCUGGGUUUGUUGCUGGCCAACAUUGGAACAGUCCCCACUUUUGUGAGGGGCACAGCUACGUCCGUUAUCGACGUAACUUGGCACAAAGGACUGAUCCUGUCCGACUGGAGGGUUCUUGAGUCGGACUCCUUGAGUGACCACAAAUACGUGUGUUUCGGUUCACACGUGGAGCAACAGCCACCUCAGCGUCAUGAACCCGCGACAGUGCACCGCGCCUGGUCGGUCAAGAGGAGGGAUCCCUUGAAAUUCGCCAGCUAUGUGGAGGCGCACCCUCUUAAUUUAAGCUGCGGCGACACCGUGGAACGCGCGAUGGCCUCAGCUCAGUCACUUGACGCGUAUCUAAUAGAGGCAUGCGACGCGUCAAUGCCGAAAAAAAGUCUAGGCCCCAGAGGUAGGCUACCCGUUCACUGGUGGUCUGUCGAAAUCAGCGAUUUAAGGAAAAAAGUGCUUGGUCUCCGCAGUAUAUACCAAGAUAGUCUACGUCGUGUGGGGUUGCAGGGCUCGGAGGCCGCGAGAUCCAACUUCUCCCUUGCCAGGAAAGAUCUCCGACUGUCCAUAAGACUCGCCAAGGACAAGAGCUGGCGGGAUCUCUGCGAUCAAGUAGAAACCGAUUCCUGGGGCAAACCGUAUCGCAUUAUUAUGAAGAAGAAUGCUAAGAGUCACACAAGAGACGCCGCGAAAGGUAAAGAAGAUACCAUUGCUGACCACCUGUUCCCAAUGGCCCCCCCCGACGAACUGGGAUCUAGCUCCAGACCCAGAAGUUAG
This is a messenger RNA of Rhopalosiphum padi (bird cherry-oat aphid), 1719 nucleotides long. RefSeq lists its product as uncharacterized. NCBI's taxonomy places the organism in Eukaryota, Metazoa, Arthropoda, Insecta, Hemiptera, Aphididae. Bases 1 to 1719 code for a protein of 572 amino acids. The record is from RefSeq and is a predicted model, not a curated record. Gene Ontology annotation, molecular function: nucleic acid binding; zinc ion binding; catalytic activity. The transcript has 3 exons.